Notolabrus celidotus (New Zealand spotty) is the source of this 3389-nucleotide messenger RNA. RefSeq names its product myelin regulatory factor-like protein. The annotation marks the transcript as partial. Gene Ontology annotation, molecular function: sequence-specific DNA binding; DNA-binding transcription factor activity. The transcript has 20 exons. Lineage: Eukaryota; Metazoa; Chordata; Actinopteri; Labriformes; Labridae. Gene Ontology annotation, biological process: positive regulation of DNA-templated transcription; protein autoprocessing. Gene Ontology annotation, cellular component: endoplasmic reticulum membrane; nucleus. The record is from RefSeq and is a predicted model, not a curated record.
CAGACUUCCUCCCCGAGCCUCCGUACUGGUUCAACCAGCCGACGCCACAGGACGGUUUUCCCCCGACCCAGCAUGCUGUCCCCUCGUCGUCCUGUCGCUUUAAGGAUCAGGACUCCAUCCUGGCCCAACACGAGCAGCUGACCCACAAUCACCUCCGCCGUUUGGGCCUCACAAACACUUACAUCAAGUCUGGGACCUCACCUGGUCCGGUCCACAGACCUGCACACCACUCACCAGAACACACACAUUACCCCAGCCCCGACAGCUGCUCGCAUGUUUACACGCCGCCCACGCCCCCGUCCCCUCCAGAGCCCCACAUGAACACUCAUCCCACACCCUGUGCUGGUCCGGGUCAAGUCCCAAAUAUAGCCACGCCCCAUUCAGCCUGCUCAGCACGGCUUGGCUACGCCUCUACAGAACAUACCUGCCCCCCGGACUCAAAGAAACGGAGGAGGUCUGAGUCUGAUGAACCCUCGGCUGGGAUCGAGGCGUCCUACAGUGAAGGUGACGGGACUCUUGGGGGCGCUGUUGGGAAUGGUUCAGGUGGUGGACUGGGUUUGGGGCUGAACCAGCUGCUGACCUGGGAUCAGUACAACCCGGAACAAUGGAGCACCUUAUACAACGGCAGCUACCAGACAGUGUCUCCCCCUGCGUACCACGUGGACACAGAUAAAGGAUUCAUCUACUCCGGGGCAGACGAGGCCUUCGUCUGCCAGAAGAAGAACCACUUCCAGGUCACUGUUCACAUCGGGGUCGCUGCAGAACCUCAGCAUGUCAGAACGCCAAGUGGACCUCAGCGAGUAGACCACUUCCUGAUAAAGGUGUUUGGGAUCAAGCUGGAGUCUCCGAGCCACCAGGUGACCAUCGAGCAGUCGCAGCCCGACCGCAGCAAGAAGCCCUUCCACCCAGUCCGGGUCAGCCUGCCUGGAGGCAAAAUCACCAAAGUAACACUCGGCCGCCUGCACUUCAACGAGACCACGUCCAACAACAUGAGGAAGAAAGGAAAACCGAACCCUGACCAGAGAUAUUUCCAGAUGGUGGUCGGUCUUUACGCCUCGGUCGGCGGCGAAGAGGCGUUCCUCCUGACGGCUCUUGUGUCGGAGAGAAUCAUCGUCAGGGCGUCUAACCCGGGUCAGUUUGAGACGGAAGGGGACUCCUUGUGGCAGCGAGGGACGGUGCAGGACGCCAUAGUUUGUCAAGGUCGAGUUGGGAUUAACACCGACUCCCCCGAUGAGGCGUUAGUCGUCUGCGGAAACGCCAAGGUGAUGGGCGCCAUCAUCCAGCCGUCUGACCGGCGUGCAAAACAAAACAUACAAGAGGUCGACUCCGAGCAGCAGCUCAAGAGAAUCACGCAGAUGAGGAUCGUCGAGUUCGACUACAAACCAGAGUUCGCGUCUACCAUGGGGAUAGACCACGCCCACCACACAGGUAUCAUCGCUCAGGAGGUGAAGGAGUUGCUGCCGUCAGCUGUGAAGGAGGUCGGAGACGUCAGCUGUUCAGACGGAGAGAAGAUUCAGAACUUCCUGAUGGUGGAUAAGGAGCAAAUCUUCAUGGAGAACGUUGGGGCGGUGCAGCAGCUGUCCAAGCUCACAGACAACCUGGAGACUCGGAUCAAUGAGCUGGAGGGCUGGAACCGCAGACUGGCCAAGCUGAAGAGCCUGACGGGCAGCCUGCGCUCCACCGGGAAGCCGGGGAAGCACAGCAGUGUGCCGACGGCUCCGAGUCCUGAAUCAUGUAAGAGCGGGUCAAAGGUCAAAGGUCAAACAGGCUGGCGUCGCAGGUACAGCCACUGUCUGCAGCACAGGUUCUUCCAGGCCAGCGUCUUCGCCCUCCUGACCACCAUGGCGUUCUGCGUCAUCUCCAUCACCGCUCUGUAUCUAGUGAAUAUUAAGGAGGACUCUGACGCGUACCCCGGCCUCAGUAACGGCAGCGUGGUUCCACCAUCGGCCACCGCCUGGAGCAGCACAGAACCCCCGACCACGCCGCCCGGGCCCUGGCCCCCUCACGUGGACUUCUGUGACCUGCUGUACUGUGAUCAGGUGUACUGCUGCCCUCCACCAGCAGGGAGCAGCACUGAGUCCAACACAACCUCCACUGAAUCAGCUUUAGAAGAGAACUCUAAUAUAACCGAAAAAAGAAGAGAAAGACUUUAUCAGAUGCUGAAAAGUGCCAGAGACUGGACAAACACCACCAUCCAGACCUUCAUGAUCAAAGAGAGCGAGCAGCUGAUCGACAGUAAAUACUGUCUGAGGGAUGAAUGUGGGCCGGGUCGAUACGUCUUCAGAGUUCCCAUCAGCCAGUUUGUUCCCGUCAACAUGAGAGUCACGCUCAUCAUGAAUUCUACGGAGCUGCUGGUGGUUCAUCUCUGCAGCUUCGAUGAGUCCGCGUCCUGCUCUGCUGUCAUGGAGGUCACCUCAGUCUCAGGGAGCAGAUACUCGACCGACACACAGGGAGAACACGAGUGGCCUCUUCACGUGGCUCGACUUCACCGAAGCUCCUAUCACUUUCGCUCCGCCGUCGCUGGUCAGGCAGACUGCAGUACUGACCAUCACUACGCGGGGGCGCUCUUCACUGAUUACUUCUUCCACUUCUACAGACACUGCACAGAGCUGUAGACUGUUAAAUUAUUUCACCAUCGAUCACUUCUUCUUCUUCUUCUUCUCACUAACAUGUUUUUAUUUUGAUGUUUGUCACUUUUGUUUUUGGGUCUCAGCAGAAGAAGAUUCAGAGAUCAGAUUUCUUAUUUUAACUCUUUCAGUCUCAUGAUUUAACGUUUGUAACGAGACAAACUAAUGAAGACCUUAAGAAAGAGGAACACGCUUCAGCUCCAAUCAUUCACCAGUUCAUCACUCCUCAGAGAUUCAGCUCCAAUCAUUCACCAGUUCAUCACUCCUCAGAGAUUCAGCUCCAAUCAUUCACCAGUUCAUCACUCCUCAGAGAUUCAGCUCCAAUCAUUCACCAGUUCAUCACUCCUCAGAGAUUCAGCUCCAAUCAUUCACCAGUUCAUCACUCCUCAGAGAUUCAGUUCCUCCAAUCAUUCACCAGUUCAUCACUCCUCAGAGAUUCAGUUCCACAAAUUCAGCUUACAGUCAAACGCCACCGUCCAAACGGGACAAGACCUUCAUGAUCCAGAUCCAGUUCAUGAGUUUGGACAGUCUGAGUUUAUAAAGAGUUCUCUUCAGUUAUUGAGUUUCCACAGUGUUGGUUAUGAUCUCAGUCUGACACAGAGUGUGAGGGGUUAAAUGAGAGUCUGUGUUUAUGUCAAUCUGAACGUUUGAUUCAUCAGGAGAGUUUGAAGGUGUCUCUGUUUUAAAUGAAAGACGUGUGACUCUGUUAAAAGAGAAAUGAUCUGACACCGUGAGACGAAUAAGAGAUGGAAGAAGAGGAGG